This is a messenger RNA of Eucalyptus grandis, 486 nucleotides long. RefSeq lists its product as uncharacterized. The coding region runs from base 1 to 486 and encodes 161 amino acids. The record is from RefSeq and is a predicted model, not a curated record. The transcript has 2 exons. Lineage: Eukaryota; Viridiplantae; Streptophyta; Magnoliopsida; Myrtales; Myrtaceae.
AUGAGUAAAAGUAAGGCAAACAAUGAGAAGGUCAAGCAAUUUAGAUGGUCGAAGCCUAUGGAACGUGUUUUACUUGAAAUUCUCGCUGAUGAAGCUAGUAAAGGAAACAAGCCUUCAAGUACAUUCAAACCCUCUUCAAUUACUCGAGUUGUCAAUACAAUAAAUGAGAAGUUUAGUGUUUGUUGUGAGCCCGACCAUGUUGAGAACCAUUUGAAGACAGUCAAAAGCAAUUGGAAGACGAUUCAAAUUGUGCGUGGCAAGAGUGGAUUCAGUUGGGAUGACAAGUUGAAAAUGGUCAUAGCUGGGAAAAAUGAAUUUGAUCAAUAUGUGGCGGUCCAUCCUUCUCAUGGAAAGUAUUUGAAUAAAAUGAUUGACAUGUAUGAUGAGAUGGCUAUGGUGGUUGGGAGAGAUAUAGCCACCGGAAGCUUUGCUAAACGGUUCGGGGACAUCGAUGCAACGAAGUUGACUCCUCACCUGUCGACUUAG